GCAGGCUAAGCUUCCCCCAAGGAGCAGACCCCCUGCCCUGCACCCUCUCAGCAUGAGGCCUCUCUUGCGAGCUCCACGCUACCUGCGCCGCCGCUCCUCUCACCUCCUGCCAGCAGAGUUUGUGUACAGCAAGGCAGCCUGCGGGCUGCAGGGGUGCUACCGACGCCUCAGCCAACCACGGCUCUCAGGGGAGACCUCCAGGCCAGGCACUCUGCUCCCCCCAUGCAGAGCAGGGCUGGCGGUUCCUCCUGGAGCCAGGCGGCCGUCAGCAGCCGUAUACGAAUGCCUGGGAAUGGAGCCUGCCUAUUGCAACUAUGCCAGUGCCUCUCCUGAAGCCUGGAGCCCUCUGCUGCUGAAAGCCAUUGCCAAGUCUGGCCUCCAGCACAUGGUAGCUCAGCCGAACCCCACGCUAGCCCUGAGGAGUGAAUCAGAGAGGCAGAUCCGCAACACUGUGGACUGGAGUGAGACUGCAAUCUACGGGGAGCACAUCUGGUUUGAGACCAGCGUCUCUGGGGACUUCUGCUAUGUGGGGGAACAGAACUGUGUGGCCAAGAUGCUGCAGAAACCCCUGACCAGACGCAAGUGUGCAGCCUGCAAAAUCGUAGUGCAUACACCCUGCAUAGAGCAGUUGGAGAAAAUAAAUUUCCGCUGCAAGCCUUCCUUCAGGGAGUCGGGAUCAAGGAACGUUCGGGAGCCCAUAGUCGUCCGGCAUCACUGGGUGCACCGGAGACGCCAGGAAGGGAAGUGCAGGCAGUGCGGAAAGGGUUUCCAGCAGAAGUUUGCCUUUCACAGCAAGGAGAUUGUAGCCAUCAGCUGCUCCUGGUGUAAGCAAGCGUAUCACAGUAAGGUGUCGUGCUUUAUGCUGCAACGCAUCGAGGAGCCAUGCACCCUGGGGGCUCAUGCUGCUGUCGUUGUCCCUCCAACCUGGAUUCUGCGGGUCCGGCGCCCCCAGAAUACACUGAAGUCCAGUAAGAAAAAGAAGAGGACAUCGUUCAAGCGGAAAUCCAGCAAAAAGGGAGCAGAGGAGGGGCGCUGGAAGCCUUUUGUCAUCAAGCCCACGCCAGCCCCACUCAUGAAGCCGCUGCUGGUGUUUGUGAACCCCAAGAGUGGUGGGAAUCAGGGGGCCAAGAUCAUCCAGUCCUUCAUGUGGUAUCUCAACCCACGGCAAGUCUUUGACCUCAGCCAAGGUGGCCCCAAAGAGGCGCUGGAGAUGUAUCGGAAAGUGCACAACCUGCGCAUCCUGGCGUGUGGGGGGGAUGGCACGGUGGGGUGGAUCCUCUCCAUCCUGGACCAGUUACGCGUGAACCCACCUCCGCCUGUAGCCAUCCUCCCUCUGGGGACCGGGAAUGACCUAGCCAGGACACUGAACUGGGGUGGGGGUUACACGGAUGAGCCCUUGUCAAAGAUCCUCUCGCACGUGGAAGAGGGAAACAUUGUGCAGCUCGAUCGCUGGAAUCUCCAGGUGGAGCCAAACUCCGAGGUGAACCCUGAGGAAAAGGAUGAGACAGCCACAGACAAGCUUCCCCUCGACGUCUUCAAUAACUAUUUCAGCCUUGGCUUUGAUGCUCGUGUGACGCUGGAGUUCCAUGAGUCUCGAGAGGCCAAUCCAGAGAAAUUUAACAGCCGGUUUCGCAAUAAAAUGUUCUAUGCUGGGACGGCGUUUUCCGACUUUCUCACGGGCAGCUCCAAAGACUUGGCAAAGCACGUCAAAGUUGUGUGUGAUGGAACAGACCUGACGCCCAAGAUCCAGGACCUGAAGCCCCAGUGCCUUGUCUUUCUGAACAUUCCUCGGUACUGUGCGGGCACCAUGCCCUGGGGCAACCCUGGGGAGCACCAUGACUUCGAGCCCCAGCGCCAUGAUGAUGGUUGCAUUGAGGUCAUCGGCUUUACCAUGACAUCCCUGGCUGCCUUGCAGGUGGGUGGACAUGGAGAGCGGCUGCACCAGUGCCAGGAGGUGAUGCUCACCACAGCCAAGGCCAUUCCUAUGCAGGUGGACGGGGAGCCAUGCAAGCUGGCAGCCUCCUGCAUUCACAUCUCCCUACGCAACCAGGCCAAUAUGGUGCAGAAGACCAAGCGACGCAACUCCAUGCCCCUGCUCAAUGACCAGCAGCCAGUGCCUGAGCGGCUGCGAAUCCGGGUGAACCGUAUCAGCAUGCACGACUAUGAGGCACUUCACUACGACAAGGAGAAGCUCAAGGAAGCCUCUGUGCCCCUAGGGAUCAUUGUGGUUCCGGGAGAUAGUGACCUGGAGGUCUGUCGGACCCACAUCGAGAGGCUGCAGGAGGAAGGGGAUGGAGCCAAAGUAAAGACGCUUUCAUCUCAGAAGCUGUCUCCCAAGUGGUGUUUCUUGGACUCAACUACAGCUGAUCGGUUUUACAGGAUAGACCGGGCACAGGAGCACCUCAACUACGUGACUGAGAUUUCCCAAGAUGAGCUCUUUGUGCUGGACCCGGAGCUGGUGAUCACCCAGAACGUGGGCACCUCGCCCGCCAUGCCUGACCUCGCUAACUCGUCCUCCAUACCCACAGGACACCAUUUCGCUUUCCCUUCUUCCUCAUCCUCUCCACCCUCCUCGCCAGCCCUCAGCUCAGAAGAAAAGGGCUGCUCCUGCCCCGAAGAUAAUGCUUUGAUAGCUGCUGCCAAGAGUAAUGAUUUCCAGAAGUUCCAAGAGCUGCACCAGGCGGGAGAGGACCUGAUGAUGCGAGACCCCUCGGGUCAGACUGUGCUGCACCAUGCCGUUAAAUCGGGGAGCAAGGAGAUUGUUAAAUACAUCCUCAAGAAUGCCCCUGCGGAGAUCCUGGAUGCAACAGAAGAAGAGAAUGGUGAGACCAGUUUGCACCAGGCAGCUGCCCUGCGCCAGCGCACCAUCUGCCACUACAUUGUGGAGGCUGGGGCUUCACUCAUGAAAACAGACCUGCAGGGAGACACCCCCAAGCACAGAGCCGAGAAGGCCAAUGACUCUGACCUGGCUGCCUACCUCGAAAAUCGACAGCACUACCAGAUGAUCCAGCGGGAAGAUCAGGAGACGGCUGUGUAGUGCUCAGUGUGCCUUACCCCGCAGUCCUGCCAGUGUGGGCAGGACAGGAGGGCGACCACCGAGCUAUGGGUCCAGACCACCCCUCCCUGGAUCUCUGCUUGGUCCCAGGAGGAGGGGAAAGAGGUGGCAGCAGCUCUGACCCAGGCCUGGUUGAGGCUGUAUUCAUUUGUAUGGAGGACAUUUGGGACUCAGAGCCUGGCUCGCUGCCUUCCCCCAUCUCCAACCACAUUCCAUAUCCCCUGCACUGGAUGGACUCUGCUCCUGCAGCUCUCCUACCUGUGCGUCCUGUAGGAGCCAUCUCCAUGGCUGGGAAGAGAUGGAGACUCUGUGCCGCCCUUGUAGGCAGGAGUAAUGGCUGGUGCCCCCUCAACAGCCUCUAGCCCUUAGGUGCUCGCGUUCAGCCUCCACCUGCCAGCCCGUCGUGGCUCCAAAGUGCCGCCUUUGCACUGGACUCAUCACCACUAGCACUGCCCUCACUCGUCCCCAGGAGCCUGCCCACACCACGCCUGGCAGAGCCCCAGGGAAUCUCAGAAAGCAGCUCUGCUCCUGCACUUGGUGCUAGCUGGCUCUCCAGAUGGCAGAAGAGGUGGGGAUGCUUGCGGGCCUGAGUGGUUAAGUGCUACUGAGUUCACCUAGCCAGACCUAACGCCUCCCCCUCCUCCUGCCUCCCUUUGCUCCGAGGCUCGGUGCAGCUGCGCAAGGGACUCCCGACAGCUGGCCGGAGCCCCUGGUAUGUCCAGUGGAGGCAGGCAAGCUGUCCUCUGGUCGAAGUUGGAACCUGAUGCUGCAACAAAAUGUCAGCGAUGUGCCCGGAUCUUCCAGGCUUCCUCUUCCUGGCACUCUCCUCACUUUCCUGAUUCCCCUCUCCAAGCUCAUCUCCUGCUCCCCUUCCUUCACAUGUGUUUCUAAUUUGCUGAACACCAGCAGGCUUUGAGUGUGGGUAAAAAAAUGUGCUGUUUAUGCAGCAGGGAGGCUGCCAGGCUGGGGGGAGAGCUUGUAGUUAACCAUAGUACUGGGUUCUUCCUGUACCAGCACCCCCAUUGCAAACACUUGCCCUGGGCCCUCUGAAUGUACAGCUGGGGCAGUCACGUAGUUUGGAGUGCACCAUAGACUAGAUGCUCCCAUACCGAGAGCCAGCGCCUGCAUCUGUACAAGUGCCCCAGGGUGUGAGAGCCACAGCUUUAGAUGUAAGGGAUAGAAGAUGCCCUGUUGAGCCCUCUGGACCCAUGGCCAGAGCAGGCUUAGUUCUUAAAAUCUAUUCCCAGGGCUUUGGCUAAGCAAAGCCCACCCCAGCUCCUAUCAGCAUGCUUCCCAAGAAGCAGCCUGUGUCCCUUGGCUCGCCUUGCUGCUACUCUUCCCCCCACCACCAUUUUGCUCCCUACUGAGCCCUGCAUACUUCCCUCCCCUUUGCUCGGGGGCUUUCAUGCCCUUGCCUCAACAGAUUCCUUGUCUGGGCUGGUGCCCCCAGUUCUCUGUGCAUGGCCCCUCCUGUCUACUCUGAGCUGCUUUGAGCUGUGCGCUCACCCAGCAGUAUGCGUCUUCCCUGGCUCUUAGCUACUUCGUUUGCCACCUUUGCAAUAGACAUAAAAAUAAAGAAGGGGAGUCGGAGCCUCCUCACUGCAGUGGCCCCAAUUCCAGGUGAAGUCUGCCCCACACAUUCCAGAAUAAUAAGGCUAACCCUUCUGCUGUGUGGGAAGCCCUAAUCCUGAGUGUGGGUGAUGUACCAAGGAGGUAGCCAGCUGGCCCAUACCUGGCUGUAUGCUAGGGUGGGAGCAGCAGGACUUUCCAGGCCAGAAGCUGAGUAGUUCAGGGGUGAAACUCAGAUGUGGAGCACAAGCAGCAAAACAUGAAGAUUCAGUGGGGCCAUUGUGUGCCCUGAAGGAGCCAGGAGGCGAGAGCCUUCCAGUGAGUUCAUUUCAGCCUUGGGUACCGAGACCGCUCUGAGAAACAAGGCACGAGGGAGCUCCACUCUCCUAGCAGGUCUUUGAGCACUGGGGCUGUGGGAGCCUGUGCUUGGGGCACAGGAGGGGAGGGGCAGCUUGUUCAUUUGGUUUACAGAGCUGGGGAAGGGGAAACCUGCUUUUUAGCAUGUUUGUUUUCAGUAGUUCACUCUUCCCAGCAUGAGUGGAAGAAAAGCAGAAUUGUACUGCCCCCAUCCCAUCCGCUGUUAUUCCUGUUGUGGUGGAGCUUGUGUCAUUAGGAGCUGCUGUAAUCUGCCUUGAGCCUGUUUGGGCACUGUAUCAGUGCUGCUACCAGGGAGUCCCCCUCCUGUGCUGUGGCUAUUCAUCCUCUGCUUGGACAGCCACCCACCCCCUACAUGAGGACAACUGUGUGGCAAAAAUCAACAAGCCUGGCUACCACAGGCACAAUGCUUGAUGAGUUGCGAGCCAGAUGGCCUGGUUUGGAGGCAAAGGUGGUAUUUGGGCCUGCAGAGAUACGGAGGGAGGGGAGCCCACAGCUAACCAACCAGCACUCACCAUCCUUGCAGGGGAGAUUUUCUUGCAUCCAGCUGUGCCCCAGGGUACAAGUGAACAGAGUGACCCAUCUGUCCAAAUGCAUGGGGUGAGAUGGUAGUUUUGCAAGUCUGCAUCCAUAAAACAAGUGCUACCCAACUACAUAGUACAGCAGCAACCCCCGGGAAGUAAGACGCUGGCAUGCAAUGGGGCCAGGCUGCUUGGGUCAGAUGAACCAUCAUGGCCUUGCCCUUGUCCAUUCAAGAGAAAGGUGAUUCUGAGCCAGUUUAGGCUGGUGAUCAUUUGCUGGGCACCACUGGAUGACGUUCCAUGUCCCUCUUGCACAGAUGCAGAGGGUCAGGAUAAAGGGCCUCAUCGUCCUGAUGGGGCUGCCUGCUAGCCCACAGCAGGACAGACCCACUGUCUCAUUAAUUGCACAAGCUGCUCUCUCUGCGGGGACACUGAGUCUGGCCUGAAAGUGUUUACACCCUGAACCCAUCCUCCCCGCUCCGUUUUGUACAUUCUCUUAGUCUUUGUACUGAUAGUUCAGACACACGCUGGUCACUUCCCCCGUGUCCCUGUGUGUGUCCAUGAGCUGAGUUGCGGUGCAAUUCCAAGCCUGGCUUGUUUUUAUGCGAGGGGAUGGGUAUUUUGUAAUACCAGAGGGUGGAGAUUCUGUGCAGUGCCUGGUUUCUGUCUCCUAGACUCUUAGGAUUGUAUAUUUGUAACUGUUGGGACUGUGGCUCUGGCAGGCCAAGUGCCUGGACAGCAGCCUUCACUCCCUUCACUUUUCAUCUUUGACAGUUUGGAUGUUGUAGUUUCUUGCCAUUAAAAUAAAAAGGACAUUUUACUGCC
Pelodiscus sinensis (Chinese soft-shelled turtle) is the source of this 6345-nucleotide messenger RNA. The record is from RefSeq and is a predicted model, not a curated record. Lineage: Eukaryota; Metazoa; Chordata; Testudines; Trionychidae.